AUGAAGGCUAUUCUCCUGGUCCUGACCCCGCUUAUCAUUGGACGAUUAUACAGCCAGCGCCGAGUGCGUCGCGCUCUGUCCAACACCAACGACAGCGCCUUAAAGAACAAGGACAACACCACCAAGACCACAGCCCUUCUCCUGGGGGUCGCCAUAGCAUUCCUGGUGCUUGUUAACCCUAUAGCUACCGCCCACAUUGUGACAGUAAUUACGGGCAGGAAUAUUUUCGAGACCAAUGAACCAGGAAUCCAGGUGUAUCGCGAGAUCGCUCAGUUACUGGAGACAACGAAUUACUCCAUCAACUUCUUCAUCUACGUCAUCUGGAAUCAGCAGUACCGACAACGCUUUCUCUCCAUGGUGUCCUGUCUUGUCUGCAAGUGCACAGGGAAGAAGUCCGCUUCCGGGCAGAGCGGAAAGGAGAACAGCGCCAACAAAACGCUUCAGACCGGCCUCAGCAAGGGGGCGGCCACCAGUGAGGGUGAAAAAGGGGGCAAUGCUGACAGCAAGGAAGAUCCCCCGAAGACGCAAAAUUCUGUGAAUGGGGACGCCGCUCCCAACCAAGAUGAGGUUAUUAGCUUUGAUGAUGCAAAAUGUGAUUCGGUUCAGGUGUCCAACGUAAACGAAAGUGAAAGCCAUGCUGCAGAAGUAUGUAUCGUCCCCAGUGACGUCAUGGAGUAG
This is a messenger RNA of Lingula anatina, 678 nucleotides long. RefSeq lists its product as uncharacterized. The record is from RefSeq and is a predicted model, not a curated record. NCBI's taxonomy places the organism in Eukaryota, Metazoa, Brachiopoda, Lingulata, Lingulida, Lingulidae.